CAUCAUUGGUACCCGAGCCAUCGAAACAGGCAAGUUCCAUUCUGCAGCUUCACCUUCAGAUUUAGCCACAGUUUCAUUCACCUUAAGAUCAGGAUACAAAUUCCAUCCAUCUAGCUCAACUGAAGAACAGGUAGAUAAAGAAGCUAGACGCAAGAGAAGAGGCCGGGACAUGGCGCUGAGGAGGAUCGUGAAGGAGCUGAGGGACCUGCAGAGGGACCCGCCAACCUCCUGCAGCGCAGGUCCCGUGUCACCGGGCGACAUGUUCCACUGGCAGGCGACGAUCAUCGGGCCGGGGGACAGCCCCUACUCCGGCGGGGUGUUCGUGGUGAGCAUCCACUUCCCGCCGGACUACCCGUUCAAGCCGCCCAAGGUGGCGUUCAAGACCAAGGUGUUCCACCCCAACAUCAACAGCAACGGCAACAUCUGCCUGGACAUCCUCAAGGACCAGUGGAGCCCGGCGCUCACCAUCGCCAAGGUGCUGCUCUCCAUCUGCUCGCUGCUCACCGACCCCAACCCCGACGACCCGCUCGUGCCGGAGAUCGCGCACAUGUGCAAGGCCGACAAGGUCAGGUACGAGUCCACCGCCAGGGGGUGGACGCACAAGUACGCCAUGGGAUAGAUCCAUGCACAGCUCAAAGCUCGAAACAAGAUGCUUCUUAUUUAUCGCGGAAAAAAAUAGGUGCAUGACGUACUACAGAUGAUGAUAACCAUCAACUAGUGGCCUGGUGGUAUAAUAAUCGGUCUUACCUUCAAACAUGUAUCGAAUUUUGAAAUUUAUCACGGACAGCAUAUCGCCGGCCGGUCCUCU
This is a messenger RNA of Lolium perenne, 808 nucleotides long. RefSeq names its product ubiquitin-conjugating enzyme E2 28. NCBI's taxonomy places the organism in Eukaryota, Viridiplantae, Streptophyta, Magnoliopsida, Poales, Poaceae. The record is from RefSeq and is a predicted model, not a curated record.